AUGCUUUCAUUGGUUGCUAGUCUGAAGGUGCUGAAUGGCUGUGUAAGGAAGGUUUCAGACAGAGGGGAAGGAGCAUUCUGGAAAGGUAACUAACGGGCUGAAUUCUCCAUUCACAUUGUAGAAAUAUCCUUGCUUAGUUGUACACACUAAGGAUGUACACACACAGUGCAGAGCUCUAUCCUUCUCCGAUGGAGAAACUGGCAAAAUGGGGAGGUAAUGAGGACAUUUCCAUCAUUAGGGCUGCCAAUCCAGAACCAGCAAGAUUAUCUAUCUGAGGGAUUGCUAACUCACCUUUCAUGGCACACUGCCCUCGCCGAGGCAAUUUGCAGUUUUAAAGCUCAGAUAAAUAAAAUAAUUACCAAACGUACCAUUAAACUGAAAAUCAUUAAAUUAAAAUCAGCAGCAGCUAACAAUUCUUGACACAGACCAUUAACCAAAUACAGACUGGAACAGAAAUGUCUUUGGGGGCUCUCUAAUGCAGACCCAUGACUUUGAAAUGCUCUUUCUGGCAAUGUCUAUAACUGCGUCAAUCUGCUGUGCUCUAGCAAGAGCUGGGCUGUGGCCCAGUGGCAGAAUAGCUGCCUUGCAUGCAGAAGUUCUAAGGUUCAAUGCCUGACAUUCCUGAGCUUUUCUAAUAAUCAGAGUGGCUUGGGUUAUAUGCGUACCAAAUGUCACCAACAUGUUUUAUCUAGUCAAUGUGGACACACCACAAUCUGUGGGGGUGGCAGUUAGUCUUCAUGCUCCUAGCCAUGAAGCCAAAUUGGUUUAUGUGUGUAGCAGAUUUCAGCUUUUUAUCUUGUGAGAAAAAGCCCCAGCCAUUCUAAGAGCCCAAUGAAUGAGGAAGCCAAUCAGGCCCUUCUCUUUAUAUAAAUAUUAAAAUGCUUUAUUUGGAGAGAAAGAAAUGUUUUGUGGGAAAUGAGAUCUUACUAUGUCACGGGGACAAAUUUCAGUGGAUGGAUGCUGAUAUAGUGAAAAGAAUAAUUUGCUGGAUAUGCAGAUCUGUUGAUUUUUAUUUAAUUGUUUUCAUUGUGCAAAAGCAAAGCAACAUGGUAAACCACACGCUAUAAUUGUAGCCCGUGAUGAAUCCGCAUUCAGACUAAAUAAAUAAUAAAAAUUCCUUCCAGUAGCGCCUUAGAGACCAACUAAGUUUGUUCUUGGUAUGCGCAUUCGUGUGCAUGCGCACUUUUUCAGCUACACUGAAACAGAAGUCACCAGACCCUUAUAUAUAGUGAGAGGGUGGGGAAGGGUAUUCCUCAGAAGGGGCGUGGGAAUGGGUGAUUGGCUGAUAGGUGUGGUAAACCUGUUGACAACUGUUAACGACUGCAGUUGGUCUUACAGGAAAAAGCAAGGGGUGAGAUGGCUAAAAGUAGCUUUAUCAUUUACUGUAUAAUGAGAUAAGAAUCCAAAGUCUCUAUUUAGACCAGGUCUCUCCAUGGUUUUAAGUUUGGUAAUAAGUUGCAAUUCAGCAACUUCUCUUUCCGGUCUAUUUCUGAAAUUCUUUUGUAAUAAGACAGCUACUUUGAGAUCUUGUAUAGAAUGUCCUGGGAGAUAGAAGCGUUCCCCUACUGGUUUCUCUGUCUUGUGAUUCCUGAUAUCAGAUUUAUGUCAGCAUAUGUCAGCAUAUGAACAAAGGUGGAUUUUAAAAAAUACAACUGCAAAUGUAUUAUAUGAUUUACACACACACACACACACACAAAUUUCUUAUACACCAGUACUUGCUUAUGCAAUAUGUCUUGGUGUUUUCUAUAGUUCCCAGUGCAUGGUGGUAAGUAGAUCAUCCACUGUCUUGCAGAGUUUGUGACAGAUAAGGUGCCCUUCAGAUCACCCUCUUAAGGGAGAAAUCUUCCUUUUCAAAGAAAACAGUUGACCAAUUAUUUAUGCAUCCUUUGUAUUCUCCCUUCAUAAGACCUCCGGGUUGUUUCCUUCUGACUGCAGCCAGUGAAAGUCUCCCAUCCACCACAGUCUUCAUUCAUUUCAACUAGGUGAUUGCUUAGAAGCAGAACAGCUGCAGCUAUUAACCCAAACAGAGGCAGACUGUCCUUUUGUCAUGGGGGGGGGAGAGAAUAACCAGUGCUGGAAAUAUCCAAUAAAUGCUCCUCCAGAAAUCUGCAUAACCCUGAUGAUGCUUCAGGAUGUGGCAUAUGGCCUCCAAUAAGGAUAGUGUUAUAUGUUGUGGAAUCCUCAGCGUAUAAGCAGCUUCUAAUUUUUCUGCAGAUUUUUAGUUCUCUGCGUAAAUCAUGAAUACAUUUAAAAAGUUUGGGUGAGCCUUCUAACAGCAUGCAGCAGAAAGAGAUCACGCCAGUGGCAGAAAGAUUAUGCUACAGGCUGCAUAGCUCACGAUUCUCCUGAUACCUUAUAGUUGGCAAAAUGCUAGCUUUGGAGUGAAAGUGUGUAUAUGAGAGAGGAGAGAGAGACAGACAGACAGAGGGAGAUUUGCAGCCAGUUUCAAUAUUUCUAGAUAUAUUCAAGAUUAAAUUGCAUAAUGUGGAAUAUUUUUAGGGUAUUUGCUGUGAUGACUUUUUAUGCUUCAUAAUAAUAAAUAGAGGCAUUGGGACUCCUGAGACAUAAUCAGAUUUGGUCUAAAACUGAGGUUGGGUACAGCCUUCUGCCUUUCCUAAAUGGGGUGCUCAGACUGGUAAACGUUUUCUGGAUGUGCUAUGAUUGCAUGCUUGCACCUGAUCUUCACAGUAGGGUCAAUAACAGGCACCAAUACAGUGGUACCUUGGGUUAAGAACUUACCAUAUUUUUCGCCCUAUAGGACGCACUUUUUCCCCUCCAAAAAUGAAGGGGAAAUGUGUGUGCGUCCUAUGGGGCGAAUGCAGGCUUUCGCUGAAGCCUGGAGAGCGAGGGGGGUGGGUGCGCACCGACCCCUCUCACUCUCCAGGCUUCAGGAAGCUAUCCGCUAGCCGUGGGAGACGCAGCUCUCCCACGGCUAGCAGAGAGCUUGCCGGCACCCAAAAGCUUGGGGCGCGCUGAGUCUGUAACCUGAAGCGUAUGUAACCUGAAGCGUAUGUAACCUGAGGUACCACUGUAUUAAGAAACAUGAUGGCUGUGUUUCUUCUUUGGCUUAUUAAGCAUGCUUUAUUUAGGCAAAGGAAACCAUAUUCCCUCGUUGGCGGCAACACUAAACCAGGGAUCACACUUGGUGGAUCCUGCUCAUACUAGGAGAGGAAAGGAGCAGAAGCAAUCUCCACAUUCAUGGUAAACCAUUAACUGUGGUUUAUCAGCUCUGCAAACUGGAUGGACUCUCUGAAUCUAGAAGUUCUGUGUAAUCAUGAUGGCUUUUAUAUACAGAUCAGUGAUAAAGCUAAGCAGGAUCAGGUAUGGUUUCAAACUGAAUGGAGGGCUGUGUGUUGAGAUUCCUACAUUUCUGGGUCUCUUCCAACUCUACAAUUGUAUUGUAUUGUAUGAAGACGUACAUUCUUUUUCUCCUGUUUUGAAUCUCCUACUAAUAGGGUGGCACUGAGUUCCAGAGUUAGGAGAGACUGAGAAAAAUCUUGCAUCUACUUUCUCUACUUGCAUGAUUUUAUAACUCUCUAUGAGGAGUUGCCUUUCCCCCCUAAAGCCUGAAAUGGUGCACCCUUUUCCCACGAGGAAGCCCUGUUCUUACCCUUUCAUCUUUUGUCUCUCCACCUGGGAGUUUGAUGUGGACUUGAAGAUGCUUGCGUCUCAAUUUUUGUGUGUGCUGUCCACAUGAUGCCCUCCUCACACAGCCCUCCUCACACAAUUGGCAGCCAGCACUUCCCCCCAUUAAAUUUGGAUUUUCCUGAUCCAGGAAGCAUGUGAUUGAAGGAUUCAGCUGAGCUAGCUCAGUCCAUAGAGCAUGAGAGUCAUGAGUUCAAGCCCAUGUCAGGCAAAAGAUUCCUGCAUUUCAGAGUGUUAGAUUAGAAGACCCCCGUGAUCCCUUCCAACUCUACAAUUGUACGAUUUUAUGAUUCUGUGAUAAGCAAAUCCAGUAAAAAUUUGCAUGCUUACCUGUUGGUGUCCUUAAAUUGGUGGGAGUUUUUAUGCACAUGGUGAUAUUUUUCUGAGUGUCAUGUGUCACCCUGCCUGCUACUUUGAUUUUGUUUCUAUCAGCACAGGAAAGGAUGUAGUGGUCAUGAUAAUUUUUUUUUAAAAAAAACUGUUUUUAUUUUUAUUUUUGCUGAACUGCCCAAGUGCAUAGCAGCUUCAUUAAAAGUUUGUCAUUGCAGGUAUAGGCAAUAAGAAAGGGAAAGGGAUAAAACAAGGCCUUCUCUCUCUCUCUCUCUCUCUCUCUCCCUCUCCCUCUCCCUCUCCCUCUCCCUCUCUCUCUUUCUCUCUCUCUCUCAGCAGCCUUUGUGGUGAGUGAUGCCCUUGCUUGGCCACAUUUAUUGUACCCUGAAGCCUUUUCCUUCAGCUGAGGAUGGGUGGUACCUAAAUUCCUUGCCUGCCUGGAUGUUCUUUGACCUUGCAUGUCAUUCUUCAGUGGGCUGCUGCUGGGGCUGGCCAUCUCUGCCUCUCACUUUCUCACUCACACACAUUUAAUCUGCUCUUUUACUCAACCCUGGCAGGUUGAAAACUUGUAUUCCAAUAAUAAUAAUAACGAUGAUGAUGAUGAUGUUUAAAGAGAAAAAUGCUGUUUUGUCUUUACUUAAAACAUUGGCUUUGGUGGCAGUUUGUUGCUGCAUGUUUCCACAUUAUUAAUUUUAAGGUGUGUGCGCACACAGAGAUACACAAAUACCUGUGUGCAUGUCUAGGGCAGACUUCAGAUGUCUGGAACUUGUGGAGUGUGGAAAAGGGACAACAACACAUGAUAUGAAUACAUCACAUUAAGCACUGCCCAGUGGUGUGGCUCUGUUUAAAUCACUUGUGAGGAAGAUGGCACACAAACAGACAUUAUAAUGGCCUAGCGUGGACACAGCCUUCAUAUUGCUGGCAUUUCAUAGUGCAAGAGCAGCAAGAGCAAUAAUUGAGACUGUGCAGGAGGGCUUCUCUCUAUCUUCAAGCUAGCAAAUAAAUGAAGGAGGUAUAACCAAAGGGACAUUAACAACAACAACAAAAAUCUCCUGAUUUACAUAAUAUAUUUAAAUUGGAAAAUUGCAAAAUGGCUCUGAGUAUGAAAUAAGCAUUUUGCUUCCAUUUUCAACUUCUUCUUCUUCCAAUGACAUUAAUUUUAAAAGUUUUCUCUUCUCAUCCACAAAUAUCCUUUAUCGCUAAUUCCUUUUUAAAACAUUUGUGCGCCUAAUUUUUCUAUAUUUGCUGGAAAACAGGUGCUAAACAGUAACAAAGGCUCAUGUGCGUAAUUUGCACCAAAAUAGCAUUUAAAAAACAAAUGCCUUAAUUUCUAACACCAACAUAAACUAAGUUUCCAUUGGAUGCACAAUGGAACAAUCACUAAAGUGAUAAAUAGUGAGUUUUCUUUCUCUGAAUAAAGAAAUGUUUACUCAGGCUAAAUGGCAGGAAAAUGUCAAGAUGCAUCAUUUAUUUUACACAAACAAUAAAAAUUUAGGUGACAGACUCUAUCUUCAAUUAGUUGAGAUAAUAACAGCAAUGCUUUCCUCAUAAAUAACUAUGUAAUGGCUAUGAUACGUGGCAUUCAGUCAUUAAAAACAUCUACAUUCUCGGAACAACAUGGUCCUCAGUUCUUUCAAAAUCUCUUCUUUAUUGUGACUUUUGCAUUUUGAUUGAGAUGAGACAGAUGCUAGCAAAAAACCAACUCCUUUUCCUCCAGGCAGGGGGAAGAUUUCUACUCUUUCUACUCAAUUGCACAGCAAAUUAUUAGCAGUAUCCACCCACUGGCAAACAGUUUCUGAACAUUUUUCUACCAACUGAACUAAACAAAUAAGUAGCUGAUAUUUUGCUCACUUCCACAACCUUAAAUGAGGACUGUUAUUUCAUGAACAAAGGACGUAGCUCUGGGACCGAUAAUGUUAAUCCCUGGUUCAGAGGUGGGGAACUUGGGACCUUCCAGAAGUUGUACUCCAAGUCCCAGCAGCCCCAACCAGCAAAGCAAUGGCAAGGGAUGAUGGGAAUUGCAGUGCAACAACAGCUUGCGGAACCCAGGUUCCCCACCUCUGCUCUAGAUCUAUGUAGAUGGUGAAGAACAGAGACAUCAAAUGCAAACCUAAUGUUGCAGUAUGUUGAUGUUAUAACAUAUUUAUUUUAGUGUAUGCCGUUUUGAAAUUUUUAAUUUUAAGAUAUAUAAAUAAGAGUGUAAAUUAAUAAAUAAAUGUGUGUGCAGUCAGACAAAGGUGGAAGUGGUCAGGAGCAGCUGACUGAGAAGUCAGUCUAGAGUCAGAAGCUUCAUAGUACCAAGGGCAAAACUAUUGACCCACUGAAUCACUUGACUUUCGCUGAGCUACAAUAUUGCCCUUUAAGUAUCUUCAGUGGUGGUACUGAAGUACAGCUGAAAACAGGACAACAGCUCUUCUAGUAAGCAACCAUGAGCAUUGACAAGCAUGCUCCUUAUCAUCUAAGCCUGGGAUGGGGAACAUGUGGCCUUCAAGAUGUUGGACUCUCAAUAGCCUUGGCCAACUUGGCCAAUACUCAGGGAUUAUGGGAGUGGUAGUCCAACAAUAUCUGGAAGGCUACAAGUUCCCCACCCAUGAUCUUAGACAGGUUGUGAAGCUGACAAAAACAGGGGCUUGCGUGUGUAUCUCCUUCAUGUCGGUUUAGUGCCGCUAAACACUGUUGCGGUCUUGAGGCACAUCAUUCUCCAUUGUUAGAGCCUGCCCUACCAUUAGGUAGAGGAAGUUGGAUGUCAUGAGAAAGGGCAGCAAAUUGUUGGGAGGGCAGGGAGGGAAAGAGGGAUUGGUGGAAAUCUUUUGUCCACAUAUUCAGGCAUCAUUCGCCGGAACUGAUCCUGCAAAAUGGGACAGGGUGGUGCACUGGUGCCCAUGUUUCCUGUGUGCUUGGAUACAUGUAUUGGUGUCCCCUUCAGACUUGAUGUGUUUGAUGCAGCAAGCAGCUAGUUACCUGCAGAUCUACGCAAGUGGGAUUUGGCCCGUAGCUUGGUCCUGAGUAACAUUUCAGACAAGAAGCAGGCGAGGAAAGCUGAAACUAAGUGAAACGUUGAUGUUCAAGACAGAGUUGACCCAAGUGGCAAGGAAUGUGUGGCACACAAAUCUCUGAAAGACGAGCACAACAAGGAUGCUCUCUGGGAUAAAAGCAUCCAUCUUCACAGGUAUGCCAGAGGCCCUCAGAUUCUCUUGGCUUGUUGACACUCAACUCUCCCCUAAAUCAACCUUCACCUUAAUCGAUUAGGCAGCUGGUUUACAAGGUUCACUUUAUGGAAAGGGAACAAUUAUAUAUAUGUGCACAUGCGUACAAAACAGGGAUCCAAGCACCAGAUUACCCGGGCUUUGACCGUUGCCGGAGAAACCUUGCAAGGCACCUGCCCUAUGUUCCUGGAUGGUUGUUAGAACAAACAGCGUAGUUAAUAAGUGUUGAUGGCUGCAAACUGAGACCACCAAAAAGUUGGUUUGAAAACUGCUGCCUUAGGGCACCUCUCAGCGGUGCAGUAAUGGAUGCCGUAAAAACAGUAUUGUCAUUAAUAAGCAUUUGCAGGGAACGGGAGGGCAGUGUCACAGCAGGCUAAAACACUUAUUGUUAGUUGUCGGGUGACAAGUUGUUCAUUUUCAUUUGGAAGCCACUGGCUUGCGUCUGCGUGUGACAGUUAGUAAUUUGGAUAUGUGGAGGAAGAAAGGGAUAUUUGAUUUGGAAACAGCAACAAAAAUGUGAGAUUUAUUUCCAUAUCAUGCUCAUGGGCUGGGCUGGUUCUGUUAUCUCCAUUAAGCAAAUUUCAGUUAAUGUAGUUUGCCUAUAUCUCCUCUGCCCAGAUUUUCAGCUCCAUCCUUCAGUGAGGGUGCAUUGGGUCUGUAAGGCUUUCUCACCUCCCCAAAUCUGGUGCCUCCUUGUAUUUGGAAUUGAUGCCAGAAAGAGCAUGGAAUGUCCUAGGUCCAAAUCUGGUUCUCCUUGAGUUCAGAGUAGAGCUUUCUUUAUGGUGGAACCCUCCCACAAACUUAGAAGUGGAAGGAAAGAAUAUACAUAACCCAAUCGAGAUUAGAAACUGUUUCCAGAGGUAUUUUAAACAAUUAUACACACAAGGGCCACAGAAAGAAAUGGAUAUAGACCGAUUUUUGAAGACAAAUGGAUUACAAAAAACUCCCAAGAAAGCAAAUUAAUGUUGAACUAUAAAAUAUCUGAACAGGAAGUAGAAGGUGCCAUUCAAAAUAUGCAAUUGGGCAAAUCUCCAGGACCGGAUGGGCUGACUUCUAGAUAUUAUAGAUCUUUGAAAGAGUGGCUAUUACAACCUUUGAAUGAAGUCUGCAAUGAAAUAUUGGAAGGGAAAAGGGCACCAGAGUCGUGGAAAGAGGCGUACAUUACACUUAUAACGAAAACAGAGACUGAAAAGACUCAGUUUAAGAACUACCGCCCUAUAUCGUUACUUAAUGUGGAUUACAAAAUUUGUGCAGACAUUUUGGCCAAGAGAUUGAAAAAAGUAUUGAUGGAAGAGAUUCAUAAAGACCAAGCGGGCUUUCUCCUGGGAAGACACUUGUCUGAUAAUUUGAGGAAUAUAAUUGAUAUUUUGGAAAAAUUAGAAGUGAAUAUAAAUACUAAAGCAGUUCUGAUAUUUGUGGAUGCGGAGAAAGCCUUUGACAACAUCUCUUGGAGUUUUAUGAAGAAGAACCUACAGGGGAUGGGGGUAGGCCAAGGUUUUGAAAAUGGUAUAGGUGCAAUAUACUCUGAACAAAAGGCUAAAUUAAUUGUAAAUAAUGUGGUGACGGAAGAAUUUAAGAUAGAAAAAGGGACACGACAGGGGUGCCCAAUCUCCCCACUGCUUUUUAUAUCGGUCCUGGAGGUUCUGCUGAAUAUGAUUAGAAGGGACCGGUUGGUUAAAGGCAUACAGGUUGGAGCCAAACAGUACAAACUGAGAGCAUUUGCAGAUGACUUAGUAUUGACGUUACAGGAGCCAGAAUCUAGUACUAAAAGGGUUUUAGAACUAAUUCAAGAAUUUGGUCAAGUGGCAGGAUUUAAACUGAACAAGUUAAAAACUAAGGUUUUAGAGAAAAAUUUAACACCGAUUGAAAGAGAGAGGUUUCAGAAUGAGACAGGUUUGACUGUGGUUAAGAAAGUGAAAUACCUGGGGAUUAAUAUGACAGCCAAAAAUGGGAACUUAUUUAAAGAUAAUUAUGAAAAAUGUUGGACGGAAGUGAAAAAGAUUUAGAAAUUUGGUCAAAUUUGAAGCUUUCACUGUUGGGUCGUAUUGCUGUGAUAAAAAUGAAUGUAUUGCCUAGAAUGCUGUUUUUGUUUCAAACAUUGCAAAUUGUGGACAAGAUGGAUUGUUUCAAGAAGUGGCAGAGAGAUAUUUCUAGAUUUGUCUGGCAGGGCAAGAAGCCCAGAAUAAAAUUUAAGAUAUUAACUGAUGCAAAGGAAAGGGGUGGAUUUGCCCUGCCAGACUUUAAACUUUACUAUGAAUCAGCAGCUUUUUGCUGGUUGAAAGAAUGGCUACUUCUUGAAAACACAGACAUUUUGGACUUAGAAGGUUUUAACAAUGUAUUUGGAUGGCAUGCAUAUCUGUGGUAUGACAAGGUCAAAGCGCAUAAAGCAUUUAAAAACCAUAUUGUCAGGAAAGCAUUGUUUAAUGUUUGGAUAAGAUACAAGGAUUUAUUGGAAAACAAAACCCCAAGGUGGCUGUCACCGAUGGAAGCGAAAGCUCUGAAAAGGCUCAAUAUGGAGGCCAAUUGGCUGAAAUAUUGGGAAAUUUUGGAACAAGAUGGAGAUAGACUGAAACUGCAGAGUUUUGAGAAACUAAAUAAUAAUGUGCGUGGCUGGCUUCAUUAUUAUCAGAUAAUGGAGGCAUAUAAUUUGGACAAGAAAAUUGGCUUCCAGGUGGAAAAAUCAAAAUUAGAAACAGAACUGUUAGAACCCAAAACUAAGAGUUUGUCAAAGAUGUAUAACUUGCUGUUGAAAUGGAAUACUCAGGAUGAAACGGUGAAAUCUGCACAAGAUUUCACUAAAUGGGCACAAGAUUUUGGACAUAACAUUAUGUUUGCUGACUGGGAACAGUUGUGGACCACAGGUAUGAAGUUUACGGCAUGUAAUGCUUUAAGAGAGAAUAUUAUGAAAAUGAUAUACAGGUGGUACAUGACCCCAGUCAAGCUUGCAAAAAUUUAUCAUUUGCCCGAUAACAAAUGUUGGAAAUGUAAAGAAACUGAAGGUACAUUCUUUCACCUUUGGUGGACGUGCCCAAGGAUUAAGGCUUUCUGGGAAAUGAUAUAUAAUGAACUGAAAAAGGUAUUUAAAUAUACCUUCUUGAAGAAACCAGAGGCCUUUCUCCUGGGCAUAGUCGGCCAAUUGGUGCCAAAGAAGGAUAGAACCUUUUUUUAUGUAUGCCACAACAGCAGCAAGAAUACUCAUUGCAAAGUAUUGGAAGACACAAGAUCUACCCACUCUGGAAGAAUGGCAGAUGAAGCUGAUGGACUAUAUGGAACUGGCAGAAAUGACUGGCAGAAUCCGAGACCAGGGAGAAGAGUCGGUGGAAGAAGAUUGGAAGAAAUUCAAAGACUAUCUACAGAAUUAUUGUAAAAUUAAUGAAUGUUAGAAUGAUGUUGGAUAGAAAUUAAGUGGUUUCCAGCUGUAAUGCUUUAAGGGAUUAUGAAAAAUGGGUUGUUAAUAGGUAAAAAUUUAACGUUACUAUUUUAAGACUAAAGAUUAGGAUAAAUAAAGAGGGUAAGGAUUUGCUGAACCAACAAAUUGAACUGGAAUACGAAAAAGGGAGGUAUGAGGAGGUCCGGGAAACAAGCUAAAGGAAAACAAGCAAUGGAAAAUCUGUGUGUUUUUAACUAUUUUUAUUUUGUAUUUUUGUUAUUCUUUUUUCAUUUUUAUUGUAAUACUUUAAAAAAGCUUAAUAAAUAUCUUAUAAAAAAAAUAUAUGGUGGAACCCUCCCUAUGGACUCCCCUGAUGAGAAAGGAUCAUCUAGCCACCUUACUAGAUGCUUUGACGGAGUAAAAAAAUGUUUCUUUACGUGGGAUUUGAUCUGAAUGGUGGCACCAUUCAUUUCUUAGAUGCCAUGGUCUGUCUGAUCUUAACACUGUGAGGUUUUUUGUUUGUUUGUUUUUAAAAAAUCAUUUUAAUGAUUUUAAUAUUCCAAAUAUUUAAACAUUUUGCUGUUCAGUCAGCCUGAGAGCUACUUUUGUCUAGCUGGUGGCAUAUGAUUUUUAGACUAAAUAAAUGGCUAAAUAAAACUUCCCAGUUCAAAUGGCAUUUUUGCUCCAUUUAUUUAAAUGGAGCUGAGUUCUAAGUUAGUGCACUUGCAUUUGCAACUUUAACCUAUGCCCUUCACAAGCAUGAUAUUCAUAGCAUGCCAUUAAAUGGAUACUCUUUAAGUGGAUACUCUCCCCCCCCACCCGCCCCCGUUCUCAUAUUCCUUGAAUAUGGCUAUGAGCAGUGCAAAUUAGUGCUCAUUAGGACACGGGUGACGCUGUGGUUGACGCUGUGGUCUAAACCACAGAGCCUAGGGCUUGCCGAUCAGAAGGUCGGCAGUUCAAAUCCCCAUGACGAGGUGAGCUCCCAUUGUUUGGUCCCAGCUCUGCCAACCUAGCAGUUUGAAAGCAUGCCAAAAAGUGCAAGUAGAUAAAUAGGUACCACUCUGGCAGAAAGGUAAAUGGCUUUUCUGUGUGCUGCUCUGGUUUCGCCAGAAGUGGCUUAGUCAUGCUGGCCACAUGACCCGGACGCCGUCUGCAGACAAAAACGCCGGCUCCCUCGGCCAGUAAAGCAAGAUGAGCGCCGCAACUGGACUUAACUGUCAGGGGUCCCUUUACCUUUUUAGGACCAGUAGGGCAGAAAGCAGGGAGACAAACAGCAGGUGGCACCAGACUGCCAGAGCAAAUAACUAGCAGAGCUGGAGGCAAUGUGAGGCAGAGCCAACUAGCUCUGCUUUUGCCCCCAUAUCCCUCCCUGUCAAGCUCUAAAAACGCAGCACUGAAACUAAGGUGGAGAAGACUGGCAGCCAGCCCUUCUCCCUACACUGGCUGCAAGGAAGGAGGUAGGCAGCUGGGAGAUGACUGAAGGCAGAGUGAGCUGGUGAGGCUGCAGUGCCUUUCUUGCCUCCCCUGGCUCUGAGUGCACGAGAAUUAGAAGGCAAAUAAAGAUCGAUUCAUGUGAAGAGAGAUUAAAGAAAGAGGCAUUUACUGAACCAGAAAGCAGUCUAUGUCUUUAAAAAAUAAUAAUAUUAAAAUGUCGUGAUCUCCUGAGAAAAGACUAUACCUUGGGAAGCAAAGUUGGCAUCCUCUUAUCUGGAGCAGUCUCUGGUGGAAGCUGAUUAUUGCACUGUUGAGAAUCUGAGCGGAAGAAACGUACAAGGACUACUGAGAACAGUGCAAUGCAGUUAUUAUUAAUUUGCUGCUAAGUAACAGCUCAUGGGCUGUUAAUGCAAAGGGGCUUGCCAUAUGGACGGCAUUAAAUGAUGCACCUGGAGAACAUGGGAGGUUCCAUUGCACCCAGCGCUUGGUAGCUUUUAAUUGGACUUCUGCACUUAGUUUCACUUUCUAUAUGAAAACUCUGAAUGGUCUAGAUCAGGGAUGGGAAAGCUGUGGCCCUCCAGCUCUUGUUGGACUACAAGUCUCUCUAUCCACUGUUAGCCAUGCUGGCUGGGUCUGAUGGAAGCUAGAGUCCUACAACACCUGGAGGACACUCGGUUGGCUGUCCCUGCCCUAAAAGCAUGGAACUGGCAGGGGAGCAUCAUCUUUGGAUCUCAAAGCUUGAGUACUGCAGUGGUAAAGGCAUUGCUUAAGGCAGGGGUAGCCAACAUGGUGCCAUCCAGAUGUUUUGGACCACAGUUCCCAUCAGCCCAAUUCAGCAAUAGCCAAUGCUGAGAGCUGACUAAGACGCCUGGAGGGUACCACGUUGGCAACCCCUAAGUUGAGGAAAGCUAUGUAUAAUUAUUUAAAGCAGGGAGGACAACCUCUUGGUCUUGCAGAUCUUACUGGACUCCAGCUCUCCAACAGUUUGACUUCACCUCCGGAGGCUUUUAUUGCCUCCCGAGACAGAUGGAUGCCAAACACAAACCCUCUCUCAUAACCUCUGACUGUUGGCCAUGCAGAGGAUAUGGGGCAAAGCUGAAGGAAUUGGAAAUAGUACAGAAAAAAGGAGCGAUGGUGGAAAUCCAAUGUGGUGUAGUGGUUAGUGUGUCAGACUGCGACCUGGAAAAUCACGGUUCAAAUCCCCACUCGGUCAUGAAGCUUACUGAGUGACCUUGAGCCAAUCACUGCCUCUCAGCCUAGCCUUCCUCAUUGGUUUUUUUUUGGGGGGGUGUUAAAUGAGGGAGGGGGUUAGAAACACCCCCCCCACCUUGAGCUCAAUGGAGGAAAGUUGGGAUAUAAAGGCACUAAUUAAUUCUAAACUGACUAGUGAAACCUUAAUUGAUUAACUAUAUAAGCCAGAGAUCGAUUAAAUAGUACAAGUUUUCUGAAGGGGGGAAAAAAGGUUUUUGAUGAUGCCCAUUUCUUACACUAGACAUCCUCUUUGAUGAAGGAUUCCAUCCUGCAUGUGAGGGAAGGAGGAGAUGUUUCUUCUGGGCUGGUGCUUGCGGUCUCCAGCUUCUGUAAGUACUUUCAGAACCAGUGUGGUGGUGUGAUUACAGUGUUGGAGUAGGAUUCGAGGGACCCAGGUUCAAGUUUACUGAGUGACCUUGGGUUGGUCACUAUCUCUCAGCCUAACCUACCUCAUAGGAUUCUUGUAAGGAUUUGAAAAAUGAGGUGUGUGGGGAACAAUAUACACUCAGCUCAGUGGAGAAACUUUGGGAUAUAUAACUGUAAUAAAAUAAGCAAAAGUAAAUAUAAGUAAAUAAGUAAAAAUAAAAGCUCAGAGAAUAUUUUGCAUGAUGAGUUGGGGGACAUUUUCUGCCAGUUCAAAUGGUUUUUAAUCAAUUAUCUUGCUUAUUAAUCUGUGAAAUGCUGCAACCCUAAUUAUAAAUCCCUGAAUCUCUGGUCGCCUCCUAUGUGCAUUUUCAGAGAAGUCAAAAGAGCAACAGCAGUUUAUCUCAGUCUGGCCCCUUUUGAAUGUUAAUUUUAACAAAGAAGCUGCAGUAAACGAAAGUGGCAAUAAAAACAGCAGCAUUCAAAGUUCGUAAAGUAUGUAAAUACAGCCAGUUCUCUCUCAUGCUGUUCUUUGGCAAUAUGCAAUGCUCCCAAGAGUUUGAUAUUAUUAUUAUUUCUGCAAAAGGAAAUCUUAUACAAGGCUGGAUACCCAAUUUUAAAACUUUUAAAUGACUUUUAAAUGAUAACCCUUAGAACACAUCAUAAGUACUUCUUUUUUUUAAAGUGUGUAUUUGCAGGCAGAUUUGUAAGCAUUUUAGUCUCCUCUGAGAACUGGGAUGGAUUGGACUUUAAUAGGUCCAUCCAUCCAUACCCACGAGUGCACACCUUGGCUAAUAACCUAUGCACUGUUCAGGCAGUGACCAAGUGUCUAUAAUAGCUUUCUUUGAUGGCUCAUAACUGUGAAAUUCCCUUCCUCUGAAGAAUCUCCAAAAUCUGAUUCCUCUCCCCCUCCAGAAUUGAUGCAAGUAUUUAUUAUUAUUAUUUGAGCUAGUGAGGGUUAAACAGAUAUGAGGAAUUUACAUUUGUUAGGCUUUAAUUUGAUUGAUUUUGAUUGUUAGUUAUACAGUAUUCAUUGAAUUAAUUAUCUGUUCAUUUGCUUUUCUGUAUCCUGGUCUGGGAAGAAUGGGCAGGCUAAAAAUCCAAACUGAAAUAAAUGCAUUCACAAACUAAAUAGGUCAGGAGGCAUCAUCAGAGUCAGACACUCUGAAGUCCACCAAGUUCAAUAAGUUUUUAAGGAUGCUUGAAUUCUUUGCUGGAUUGUAGCCAGUGGCCACUUAUCUGAAAGUAUAAUCUGAAAAUUGACAAAACUUCAAGAGUUGUGCACAUUUCCAGAUUUUACGUAAGUUACAUUUGAUUGAUAUUUUAAAAAACAAACAGAGCAGAGCUCCUCUAAUAUUCUUUGAAAUUCUGGAUGUAAACACAUUAUGGCUUGCAUCCAAAGUUACUCCUCCAUCCGUGUUGAAAGAGGUGAGGGUUGAUUUCCAUCAGGAUCUUCUGCCAUGGUCCAUCCACCUCCAGGGAGGUAUGCAGAGGGGGGAAAGCAGAGGGAAAGCCAUGUUCUGUGACCAUAAACUCUUGUUCUACUUAUCUAAGGAAAGUUAGGAUCCAAGUUCAUGGGUAGGAGAUUGUUUUAUUAAAUGAAUAUGUGCUUUGUUUUGUUUUUACUGCUUGAAAGUCUGUUUCAAGGUGUUUUCCUCUGAAAAAUCUGAGAACAGAAACCACCCACCCACCCACCCAAAUCUACUUGCUGGGACAUGGGGGGUGGUGUGGUCUAAACCACUGAGCCUCUUGGGGUUGCCGAUCAGAAGGUUGGAAGUUCGAAUUCCCAUGACGGGGUGAGCUCCCAUUGCUCUGUCCCAGCUCCUGCCAACCUAGUUCAAAAGCAUGCCGGGGCCAGUAAAUAAAUGGGUACCGCUGUGCUGGGAAGGUAAACAACAUUUCUGUGCGCUCUGGUUUCUGUUAAGGUAGCCCGUUGCACCAGAAGCGGUUUAGUCAUGCUGGCCAUAUGACCCUGAAAGCUGUCUGUGGGAAAAUGCCGGCUCCCUCAGCCUGAAAGCGAGAUGAGCGCCGCAACCCAAUAGUUGCCUUUGACUGGACUUAACUGUCCAGGGAUCCUUUACCUUUAUCUUUUUUACCUGCUGGUAUUUCCAAGAUAAGUCCAUGAACUUCUGGGUGGGGCACUUGCAUUUAAAACCUCAAGAAAUGCAGAUAGUGUGUUUGCUUAAAAAGUCCUUUCAGCUAGCCAUCAGUGCGACUGACCACAAAAGAAACAUGGAGACACCUACAUAAACAAUAUGAUUUCAAGUCAAUGCACAUUUAAACCAAUCCAUGUAGUGAACAUUUCAUUUCCACACUGUUCUGCUAUCUAUUUCCUUACACAGAAUCCAUAGCCUGGAGCCCUGGCACCAGCUGUCAAGGAGAACUCCCUCUGAGGCUGCCUCUAAGCACACAUGCCAAAAUAAGUUCCACAGGAAAUGAAUAGGAUUUAUUCUCACGAAAUGUGUUUAUGAUAAAGAUGAAAGAGCUGUGUCCUGCAAACAUCAUCCAGUGAUUUAUUUUUAGCUAAGGUUCAGAUGUCAGGCUAAGAAAACCUUCCACGUGGGUGUUCUAUUGCUCACAUUUUUGCCCCACUUUUCCUCUAAGCAGCUAGGGCUGGUUUCCCCCUAUUCUUUAUCUUCACAACAACCCUGUGAGGUGGGUUAGGCUGAAAUACAAUGAAUGGGCAAAUAUCAUUCAGGUCUCCUUAGCUCUUAGCCCACUGCCCUGACUAUCCUAUAUAGCUGGUGAACUGUUGGUGCUUCUAGUCUGACCUCAUAAGGCUGUUCAAAGAACCAUGAGAACAACAGACACUUGUACACAAGCUACUUUUGCUUCCAGAGAAAAAGUGUCCUGGUUCACACAUGGCAUUACACCAUGGUUUAUUAAACCAUGGCUUAGUGUUUGAACCCAGCCCAGUAGCUUAACUAUGUUUUAUUAAGUGUUGUUAAAGGUAACUUCUUAACCAAUGUUUGUAGCUGGUUUAUAAAACCAUAGUUAACAUUUAACCUCAGCUUACUGUUAUGAGAAAAUCCAGACCUCCUCUUUAACCAUGUUUAAGGAGUUAUCACCACCAAAAGGCUAGAGAGCCACAAGUGAAGGAAGGGCAUCAAAAAAUUCAAAUCACUCUCAAAGUUCAGCUGCUGUGUGGGGUAAGAAGUCAAUAAGUGAUUGUCUGCCAGAUGCUUCAGCUUUAACUAUGGUUUAUUGACUAUGCUUCAUGUUAACUAUGGUUAACACUAACCAUGGUUAGCAUACGUGCGAAUCAGGUUAAUGCCCUAGAUUAAUUUGAGCCUAAAAACAUUUUCCCCAAACUAGCUAGGAGCUAUUUGUGUACAGAAGUGGGCUUCUGUAUUACAAAUUUACCUGGAUAGAUAGUGAAUUGCAUGCACAAACUUCGGCUCUGCUUAAAUGUUGACAAAUUUCCAUUAGGAAUAAAAUAAAAAUGCAAAUUGUUGAAGAAAUUAGAGAACUGACUUUAAGAUUGAAAAAUGAGAAACUUAGAGAAACUUAAGAGAACUGAAAUGGUCAUCACUAGCUGCAGCUGCAUUGCUGGGUCAAGUCCAUGAAGGAGGGCACAGGGUGAGGGGACUGGGAAUAAAUCUCUUCCUUACUCUCAGGCAGCCAUACUUUAGAAUGGUCAAUGCUCAGCUGAGCUACCAGAAGCCAAAUAGAAUAGUUUUGGUGGCCAGGUGGAACAGCCAGUUAGUUGCCACUUGAUCAUCUCAGGAUUUCUGGAUUAAACACUAGAAGUUAUGAGAACAGGCUCUAUACAAGUAGCUGGUAUAUUACAUUGUAUUUGCAGCAGUGAAGCCUUGCUAAGAGCAUGGUAUUUGCUGGGAAGAGACAGUGAGAUAAAGGUGGACUAUAAGAGAGAAAGAGAAGCAGUGGAUAUAGCACAGUACAUUUUAUGUGAUAUUGUGAGGAUGGUUUUAGGAAGAAGGAGAAAGAGUGCUGCCAGGUUCCGGAAAUUGGAAGAGGAAGGGUGUAGUGUAGGAGGCAGGGGGGAAAUAGGGAGAAUCCUACUGGAAUUCCAGGAGAAUGUGAGAUCUGGGAUAAAAAGAAGGAAUAUCAGUUUUAGGAAGGAAGGAGAAAAGGUGGGGUUGAGAAUUAGGAGGGGGAUAAUGGAAUUCUAGGAAGGAGAGAGAGAGCAAGAAUGAGGUUGGAGUUAGGAUCUUGUGAAAAAUGAGAUGUCAGGAGAAGGAGAAAGAAGUAGGGUGCGGGUGAUGAUAUUUGAAGAAUUAACAGUAGGAGGGAGCAGGGAAAAAUGGGUUUGUGAGUUGGGACCUUGGAGGGAAGUGAGAUCUGAAGGAGGAAAUAAUGGGGUUGCAGUGGGUGAGAGAAGUGGCAAGGGGCAAAGUGGAGGAAUUAUUUCACAAUUUAUUGAUUUAUAUGGGGCUGGGUUCAUAGGUUUCUACAGGCUUCUAGUAAUUUUAUUAGGUAUCAGUAGGUAUCCAUUAAGCUUUUAAAUGAAAUAUAAUGAAUUUUAUUCAUCAGUCCAUAUAAUUCCAAAGUUGCCUAUAUUUUUAAUUACCUCCUCCCUUAUCAAAUAUCAUGGAAAUGAAAUAUUUGGGUAGCAUUGGGCAUGCAUGAGCUUAAAUUUAUUUAACAGUGCAUUCAUGUCCUCAUUUUUCCAUAAGGUAAAACUAGUGCAAGAUAUUCAUCUUUACGUAUUACAGCCAUCCUGUCCUCCCUCCCUCGCUCCUCUUAAACAAAAAACCUUUAGGUACCACAUAAGCACCAGUAAAGUGCCACAAUGAAGCAUUUAAGACCUUUACACGGAAACAACACGCUCAUUCGACACCACGAACGUGGCUACAUGUUAGCCUAUUCAUUGGUGCAAAGUGUCACCUCUAUCCUUGUCUCCAAAAGAAAAAGCCAAAUAGAAACUUUGUGGCUGCACACACUUUUGAAUGCUUUAAUAUGAGAGCAACCCUCUCAUUACGCGGGACGAUUUCACCUCCGAAGGGGAAGCUCAGCAGCUGCUAGAAACCCUUCGAAGGAGACUAUUAUUAUUAUUAUUAUUAUUAAUCAUCGUCAUCAUCGACGGCGAUGAUUAUUGCUGCUCCUGGCACCGAGACAGCGCCGGGAAUGCAAGAUUAUUUCCGUGAGAUUAAGUCUGGAGUCUGAGGGAGGCUCUUUUUUUGCGUUUGGCGGAGGGCGCUGGGAGGAAUAAAGCCGCCUGGGUCUUUAACUUCUAGGAUUCAGGGUUGUUAAGAGCUCUUUCCGCGCGAGUGGGAGACCUCCCAGCGCAGCGCCUCCCCUCUCUCGCCUCCUCUCGAAAAGCCUCUCCAGAGCAACGGCUUCUCCUCGCCGGAGGCCGCCUGCAAAUGGUUAAGAGGGCGCCUGGGCGAGGGGUUGGGCCUGGGGGAGCGAGGCGAGGGGUGCUGGUGUGGAGAGCACCCUUCUCCAACGAGCAAGGACCUUCCCACUUCAGGCUGCGGCUGGGGGAGGAACUCUCUCGCCUUCGCCUUCCCUGCCGUCGACUGGAGCACACCCUCCAACGCCACCCCUCUCUCUCGCACACCCCCCCACCCUCUCCAUUCUCCCUCCCUCCAUCUCCUCCUCCCUCUCUGUCUCCCCCGGCCUCCCUUGCGCUCUCGGCACGCACGCACGCACAGAGGCAAGUUAAUGGGGAAUAAAGAGGCUGGAGUCCGCGGCAAGUGCCUGCUCCUUACAAAUGAGCCUCCAGGCAGCUUUUCCCACCCACCUACCCACCGCCCCCCUUGCUCCUCCACAGCCGCCGCCGCCGCCCGCCCCUCCGUCGAGGAAGGAGGGGCGGCUAAACGUGGCCUCUCGCUGCGUUGAGCGCGCAGGAGGAGGAGGAGGCGUGGGGGAGGGGAUUGGAGAGGGAGAGCGGAGCAGUGGCCCGUGCGCGCCUCUUGUUCCCGGUGUAAUUUGCAGCCAAUCAUCAGUAGGUGUCCACAUCCCUGCAUCCUCCUCACCUCCCUGGCGCGCCUCAGCCUCUCCCUCUCCCCCCCCCCCCACGUCUCUCUUCUCUUCUCUUCCCUCCCCUCCCCCAGCAACCACACACACGCAGGCACACACACAAACAGAGAGGGGGAGAGCGAGGGGGAGAAAGAGAGAGAGAGACUCCCCCGGCUGCGUCCCUCCCUCCCUCGCACACAGCGACUGGAGAGACGGACGGAGCGCAACGCGCAGGAAGAGGAGACCACCGAGCAGCACAGCCAAGCGCUCUCACACAUUCACGCGCGCACGCACACACACAGCACACACACACGGCGCACACACACAAGCGCGCGCGCACACACACACAUUCAGUGCCUGCUCUUUCCUCUCUCCCCCUCCCUUCCCCCCUCCUCCUUUCUCUGCAACAAGGAGAGAGAGAGAGAGAGGAGGAAAAAAAAAAAGAAAGCCACUUACAGGUAUUUGCUUAGUGGAUCGGCGUCUUUAUUCCUUUCCCACCGACCCCCCUCCCUCAUCACCGCCCUUUUACAGUUUGUUUACAAGUAUCAAAGUUGUAAUUGAGGAGCUGCCAAAGACACAUCGGGAUAUUCUUCCUUUUUUUUUUCUUUUUUCUUCUUUUUUUCCACCCCCUUCUUCUUUGUGUUAGGGAGUGA
This is a messenger RNA of Podarcis lilfordi (Lilford's wall lizard), 20177 nucleotides long. Lineage: Eukaryota; Metazoa; Chordata; Lepidosauria; Squamata; Lacertidae. The record is from the annotation of a GenBank genome assembly.